Messenger RNA from Emiliania huxleyi CCMP1516, 534 nucleotides. RefSeq lists its product as hypothetical. The record is from RefSeq and is a predicted model, not a curated record. NCBI's taxonomy places the organism in Eukaryota, Haptophyta, Isochrysidales, Noelaerhabdaceae. The coding region runs from base 1 to 534 and encodes 177 amino acids. The transcript is spliced from 3 exons.
AUGGCGAAGUCCUCCACCUCCCCGAAGCCGGGCUCGCCCACCUCCAUGACCAUCACGAAGAACGGGAAGAACUACAAGAAGUUCGUGAAGUACCUCUCCAAGGAGCUCAAGGCGAAUGGCAAGGCUUUCGAUUUCACGAUCGCGGGCGCAAAGUGGGCCUCGCAGGAGGAGGGCCACGAGUUCAAGCUCGGGGGCAUCUCGACUGGCGCGCUCUCCAACCUGUUGCCGACAGCAAGCAUCGGCCGGCAGCCCGUCGGCGCGUCGCAGCACGACCCGCCCGCUCCCCCGUCCAACGCGCCCUCCUUCAGCGUCGUCUCGAGCGUCGCCGACUCCGUCUUCGGCGGCGGCGCCUCCCGCCGCGCUCGCAUCGCCGAGGGGCUCAACAUCAUCUGCCAGGAGAUCGGCACGAUCUCGCUCCUCGGCGCCGCCGGACGUCUCCAUGGUGGUCACGCGGCCUCUGGCUGGAACGGGAUCUACCUCGCAAGCGAGUCACCCGGGCCGGCGCGCGUCUUCCGAGAGAAGGGCGGGACCUAG